AAAACAAGUACAUGUUAAAGUUUCUCCAACUUUCACCAGAAGGAACAUCAGCCAUGUCAAGCACAAUCUUCAACUUGUUGCACUUUUUUCUGAUCCUUGACUCCAUCUGGGCUAAACUGGCACCGGAGGACACCGGCGCCGCCGUGCGCAAAGGCGCACAUGUGGAACCGGGUACGGAGCAGCGCGUCUUUGCGCAGGAAAACGCAAACCGGGACAUGAUUUCCUUCAACAUGUUCAAAGUUUACGAAAAGUACCGUGAAGAUCCGCAGAGUCAGGAGGACGGGAACACCGUGAGGAGCUUCAAGGCCGAGCCGAGGAUCUCACACAGUAAAGAGGUUUUCCAGUUCAAUCUGUCUACAAUCCCAGAGUCAGAGCUCAUCUUGUCCGCAUCGUUCCACUUCCUUUACCAGCGCCAGCGUCACUACCAAAGAUCGAUGCGUCUUAGAAGACCUCGCCAUCCGUCUGUGCAGUUCUCCUCCGUCCCUCAACUUUUCUUCCAGGGCACGAAUUCACCUUUUGUGAAGUUAGGAAACAUAACUCUGGCUCCUUUCAAGAAAGGCUCCUGGCAAUCAAGGGAUGUUACUGCGAUAGUGAAGCACGCUCGAGAAAUCAAGGAACUUUUGAUAACGUUAGAGUUCGAUGCCGAGUUUGGAGCAUCUCAGACACGUCUCACAUCUGAGAAUCUACCGUAUAUUCUUGUGUAUGCUGAUGACCAAGCCAUAGGUGAACCAAACAGUGUGGCUUUGUCACUGCAGCGAUACGGACCCUUCCCAGAAGGGGGCGACAUAUCCACUUCAACCUCUGCCUCAAGGAUUAGGAGAGAACUUAAGGUCCAGAGCCAAACAAAUAACAUCCCAGAGGUUCAAUUCAACACUUUGAAAAAUCACGAACUGUGGCAGAACACCUAUUUUCCAGCAAAAUCCAAAGCAGGAGUGAAACCAGCAAAGAAACAAAUUAAGGAGAACAGUGAGGGUCUAAACACGCCCCAGGUGCUGAGCUUCGAUGAGAGAACUAUGAAGAAAGCCAGGAGGAGACAAUGGAGUGAGCCCAGGGUUUGUUCCAGGAGGUACCUCAGAGUGGACUUCGCCGACAUCGGCUGGAGUGAGUGGGUUCUGGCACCAAAGUCGUUUGAUGCCUACUACUGCGCCGGGACCUGUGGGUUCCCCAUCCCAAAAGUGGCACGGCCGUCCAACCACGCCACCAUCCAGAGCAUCGUCAGAGCAGUGGGGAUCGUGCCUGGUGUCCCCGAGCCCUGCUGCGUUCCAGAGAAGAUGAGUCCUCUCAGCGUGCUUUUCCUGGAUCUGAGCAGGAACAUGGUCCUGAAGGUUUACCCUGGAAUGUCUGUGGACACCUGUGCCUGUCGGUAGGACAAAGACUGUGGACAGUGGUUGGACAGAAAUCAGAAGUCAAUUCAAAGCAAGAAGGAUAGUCAGAGUGAGACACACCAUGGAAGUUAUCAUUGUAAAAAACGUUUGAGAAAAACUCUUGUGUCUGAUUUUCUUUUUGCAUAACCGUUUUAAAUGCACUUAAAGAAACGUGUAUAAACCUCUGUACCGAUUGUUCCGUUUGUUGGAAAGGUUAAAGAAGUGAUCUCUCUGUCUCCGUUGGGAUCUUUCGCAGCCCAUUUAUGCUCCUUUUGUUCAGUUCUAAAAACUUUCUGGCAGCAGCUGUAUCUUGUUGUGCUCAUUUCUGUCACCAAGAAUCAUCACAGGAACUCUGACUGAACAGACUCUGUAGGAGGGUUUUGGACACUGUGUUAAGAGAAAGCACAUUUACAUGUCAACAGAAUUCCACGGGGAUUUCGUGUAAAUACUACAGCUACUUACGCAAACUUAAUAAUAUUUUUGUAUUUCAUAUGUCAGAGCUUAAAGAACUAAAGCUUAGUUUCGCAUAUCUUGACACAGCAGAGGGAGAAAAAUGGUAUAAUGCUGCCCUCUGCUGGUCAACUCGAGGACUCUUAACAGCUUAUUCGUGUACAGUUUGUAAAAUGUACAGUACUCGUUAGGAUUGUCAUAUUAUAACUGCUCGUUAUUUCUUACCACUAAACCACAGAUAUAAUGUGUGCAUCAUACAUAAUAUUCUGAAAUUGUACAUAAAACCAGAAAGUCAUUUUAUAAAAUAAGUAUAUAGACAUAGGUGUACAUACAUGUUUGUAUUAGACAUAAACCAAACCAUAACCUGCUGUUCAUCAACACCAUUACUGUUAAAUAAUAUUAUUAAAAGUGUAAUGUCCUGCUUUAAUAAUGUUUUCGCUAAUAAUAUAGUAUGUUUUGUUUUUGGGAAAGAAAUUAAAGCACCGAUUUUGGACAGUG
Cynoglossus semilaevis (tongue sole) is the source of this 2312-nucleotide messenger RNA. It is a transcript of the gene gdf10b, whose product is annotated as growth differentiation factor 10b. Gene Ontology annotation, cellular component: extracellular region. NCBI's taxonomy places the organism in Eukaryota, Metazoa, Chordata, Actinopteri, Pleuronectiformes, Cynoglossidae. The record is from RefSeq and is a predicted model, not a curated record. Bases 12 to 1367 code for a protein of 451 amino acids. Gene Ontology annotation, molecular function: growth factor activity; cytokine activity. The transcript is spliced from 3 exons. Gene Ontology annotation, biological process: positive regulation of osteoblast differentiation.